This is a messenger RNA of Eucalyptus grandis, 1831 nucleotides long. RefSeq lists its product as uncharacterized. The coding region runs from base 267 to 1559 and encodes 430 amino acids. The record is from RefSeq and is a predicted model, not a curated record. Lineage: Eukaryota; Viridiplantae; Streptophyta; Magnoliopsida; Myrtales; Myrtaceae. The transcript has 9 exons.
UUGAUUAGUACGAUGGUGGUGGCUUUAUUCCAGGAGAUGCUUAAGCUGUAAGAAAAGCGAAAGAAAGAACCACCCGUCUUCUCCCCUUUUCCUUCGCUGCUUCCUCGGUGGGAGCACUCCACCCGGCGAAGGUGCCAUCUGCUUCCUUCGCGUCCUCCUUCACGCCACUGUAAAACCCACUCUCUCUCUCUCUCUCUCUCGCUCUCUGUGCGAGUUUAUGUUGUGAAAACUUUGAUUUUUGGCGCUCAAUCCGCGAGAACUCGAUCAUGGGUGGUGAAGCCGUCGACUCCGUCGUCUCCAGCGGCUCUUUAUCCGACGGCGAAGUGUCACUGGACGAAGGCUUCGCUACUCAAGUUCCCACUCAUUUCAGGGAUGGUCUCAGCAGCAACGUUGGGAGUGAAACUUCGAAGAAAGAUGAUGUUUUUGGACUUGGGGAUUUCGAGGGGGAGGAUGGCGUGUUUUCUUCUGCUCUGGAAUCUGAAAUUUACUUGCGAAGGAGGAGCAGUGCUUAUAGAGAAGUCUUGGGGAGCUAUGACACCUCACGGGUUCCUAUUGAAAGUCUGGGCCGUGCGAAAAGCAAGAUUCUGAGCUACCACCCUGGAGCAUGGAUCGAGGAAGUAGGUGGUACAAGAUCUUUUGACUAUAAUGUACCACAGACAACGUCCCUUGUCUUGAUUGGUCCAAGAGGGUCAGGAAAAAGCAGUCUUGUCAACAGGAUAUCCAAGUUGCUGGAGGAUGAUAAUUUUGCCUCAGAAAGAGCCCAAGUAUCAUAUAAUCCUUCUGUGGGAGAUGGGACAUACUUCCUCCAGGAGUACAUGAUUCCAAGGGGUUCAACAUCCUUCUGUCUUUAUGAUACCCGUAGUCUGUCUAUGGACCCCUCUGAAGACAAUAAAAUCAUCAAACGAUGGAUGACAAAAGGCGUUCGUCAUGGUGAACUUGUCAUCAGGGAAUCAGAUAAUUGGAGUUUAAGGAAGAGAAUGAGGUGCAAAGCUCGCUGGGGUGGCCAUCCGUUCUCAGUAAUAAGGAGGGUGAAUUUUGUGAUAUUUGUUGUUAACGGCCUAACAGUUCUCAAAUCCAUGGACAAUAACCAUGAUGGCCAAUCACAGUACACGCAGUUGAUUGCAGAUACCUACAAUUGCCCAUAUUUGUCAUUUAAAGAUGACAAGCCUGUUGUAGUUGUUACACAUGGCGAUCUACUUUCAAUCCCUGAACGUGCUCGUGUUCGUGUAUACCUGGGAGAGCUGUGUGGCAUCCCUCCUACAAAGCAGAUAUUUGAUAUUCCAGAUAACUCCGAUCUUCUAACGCAGUUCACAAUAGUUGACAUGCUGCGCUAUUCCCUUGAACAUGCUGAUAGAAAUCUACCUCGUAAGACUUGGGUGUUAAAAAGGGAAUGGAGAGUGCCGGUCUCAGCAUGCCUUUAUCUGGCUCUUAUUGUUGGAAUCGCUAUCAUUGCAGCCUGCGUAAAAAGAGCACACCCCAGUUUAAGAGGAAUGCGCCCUGUACAUAAAUCAAAGAUCCACAUUGAUUGGCCUAAAAUUCGGCAUUUGUGGCUGGGAUGAGAAGAUUGCUUUAAUCUUUGCUAUAUAGUCUGUCCCACUGCCACACCUUUGAAUCUGAAGCAACCACCGAGCGUUCAUUCAUAAAAGACCAGUUGUUGUACAUGAGCACUGGCAAAAACUUUCAGAUGCGUGGUUAUGAACAGUUCUUGUGACGAAUAAAUUGCUUUUAUGUAUCCAAGCUCCCAAACAUGUUCCUUCGAAGUAGACUUUUCAUUGUUUAUAUGUGGUUAAAUCACUUGCGGAUAUGAAAGAUUAUAUUGCUUCUGAUAUCA